AUGUUGUUUCCAUCCCUUAGUUACUUUUACUACGUCCCAGUUCUCUCAAUAAUUAAGCGUGUUGCUCAAAACUGGGUGAAUCGUGCUUGUGAAAAUAGUCAAAUUGACGGGUUAGAUGAAGCGAAUUUUCGAAUUCUAUCUGCUAUCGAAUCUGUAACGCAAAUACAUACUCGUAGAAGACGUGGAACCGACAGUAACGAUGAGAACAAUGAACGGGAUGUUGAUGAUGAUGAUGACGAUGAUGAUAACGAUAACGAUAACGAUUUGGAAUCAGACAGUAGCAGCAGUAGUAGUAAUAAUAGCACUAAUUCUAGUCAACCAAAUCGUUCACGCAAUGGUAUUGAUAUUGUUCGAUCUGUACUUAUGCUUGGACGACGUAGAGGUAUCAAUGGAGCUGAACAGAGAAGUGAAGAAACUCUCGCAUCAAGAGAUCGUGCCGAAGGUCCCAAUGAACAUAGCAGUUCAGAUGAAUGUGGUAUUUCAUCGAGAAUAUCUAGUUUUCUUGCUAAAGAACUCCGUUACCCUCAUGAUAGUUCUUCAGAUUCAGAAACCUCUACUACUACUACUACUACGUCUACUUCCUCCUCUUCAUCAUCAACGUCAUCUUCGUCUUCUCCUUCACACUCUUCAUCGUCUUCAUCGUCCUCGACAUCAUCACCGUCAUAA
Molecule: messenger RNA, 666 nt
Organism: Schistosoma turkestanicum
Lineage: Eukaryota; Metazoa; Platyhelminthes; Trematoda; Strigeidida; Schistosomatidae
Source: the annotation of a GenBank genome assembly